Messenger RNA from Penicillium cinerascens, 1452 nucleotides. RefSeq lists its product as uncharacterized. The transcript has 2 exons. Lineage: Eukaryota; Fungi; Ascomycota; Eurotiomycetes; Eurotiales; Aspergillaceae. Bases 1 to 1452 code for a protein of 483 amino acids. Gene Ontology annotation, molecular function: protein binding. The record is from RefSeq and is a predicted model, not a curated record.
AUGCGAGUCCCGCUCGAGAUUCUCGAGAUCAUACUCCGGGAAGCGGUCGAGACCCUGUCCUACCGAGACAUUCUGCGAUUCAGGCUCGUCAACCGCACUUUUAAUGAGGCACUUUGGCCGAAAAACGCCCAUCUCGACAAUAAAAGGACUCUUUUCACGUCAUGGCGUACUUUCCCUUAUAAGCAGAAAUACAUUUGGUAUUUGAUUGAAGAGCACAAGAAGAGACCAUCUUUCUUUUCAAGUUUGAUUGAGCGCAUUCUGGAUCUGCCUCAUAUUGCGCUUAUGAGCGACGAAGAGCAACAUAUCAUCAUCGAUAAGAUGGUAGGUGCUGUGAUGGGGAGUCGCGAUGAUCCUGAGGUUUUAUUUGGACUCCGUAGCGAUCGAGACUACGCUCGCAAGUUAAGACGCACCUACACCUCUAAUGAGCGUCUGGAGUCCGCAAAAGAUGCACUCGCGGCGGGACUCGCCGUCAGUGCGAUCCGCCGAGGGGACCAUGAGGAGCUGCAAGCAAUGUUUGAUCAGGGUGCUAGGUCCAAGAUUUUUAAUUGGAAUUACACUCUUGGUAUGGUGCCGAUCGAUAUGGCCUACAAGGUGGGCACGCGAGAGGUCAUCCGGACGCUAGUGAAGAACGGUUGUCCGAACCGCUACGAAACUUGUUCGUCGUGGUGUCAUGAUAGCACGUGUGGGCUGGCUGUAGCUGCGCGGCAUGGAAAUCAAGAGGUGCUGGAGACGUGGAUUACCCUUUUGAGCGAGCGCGCGAACCAGCUUGGGAAGAAUCUCUUCUCGGAAUUGCGUGCGGCUGUGCUGGGAGUGCUACGGAUCGGCAAAACCGAGAUGGUUCCUAUCUUGGAGAAAUAUAUGAAUUGGUCACAGUCGGAUAUGGACCUUCUCUGGGUUUUUUGCUUUAAUGACGCUGUCAGGAACGGGAUGUUGGAAGUUGUGCAAUGGCUUCUACGUCGUGAAGGAUCUUCGGUCGCAACGCGGACCUCUCCUAGGCAUAAGACCCCCCUAUCCAUCGCGCUACACGACUGUCCUUCCGAGAAAAGAUUGGCAAUGAUCCAACUCUUACUUGACAAUGGGGUCGAUCCUAAUGGGGAUCCUGGAGCCUCACAGACCCCCAUCCAGCGAGCCAUCGGAGACGGGGAGGUGGAAGCCGCGAUGCUGCUGCUGAAGGGGGGAGCCAACCCAAACGCAGUGGGGAGAAGGGGGCCACCAUUACGUACGGCCACUCGGUUGGGAAAUACAAGGCUGGUGAAAUGCUUGUUGGAACACGGGGCCCGAAGCAGCUACCAGUUCAAGGGAAUGAAAUACGUCGUGAGGCAGGAUGCGAGGGUGCUGGGUAACAUUGAGCGGCUGCUGGAGGAGCUGGGGAUGACGGAGGAAGAUCCUGCCGCCACGCAGGAACUGGGGUAUUUUGUUCUGGCGCAGAAAUGUAAUGUACAGUAUAGAUGA